Fraxinus pennsylvanica is the source of this 366-nucleotide messenger RNA. Lineage: Eukaryota; Viridiplantae; Streptophyta; Magnoliopsida; Lamiales; Oleaceae. The record is from the annotation of a GenBank genome assembly.
AUGGGUGUUUCUCAACAGCCUCUUCUUGAAUCCCUUGAAUUUCUCAACAAAUUACUCAAACAAUCCCAGACCAGGAGAAAACGGUCUUCCCAACGAGUUGGUAGCAUCAAAAGAGGACAUAUCAAGAACAGAAAAUCAAGAAUGAAGAAGAGGGCACUUCUAGAUCGGUCCCGGAGACCGGUCCGCCCAGCUGGAAACCAGAUUCAAAGGAAGGUAAGAACCCUGAAGAAACUUAUUCCAAACUGUGAACCAAUAGGAUUGGACAGGCUUUUCAGAGAGACUGCAGAUUAUAUAAUAGCUUUGCAAAUGCGAGUUAAAGUCAUGCAAAUUAUGGUCAAUGUAUUUUCAGGUUCGAUGAGUGACUAA